UUAAGGUGUAGGUCUAGAAAGACUUCAUUUUUGUUCGUAUUUGGUAGAUAUUUUAAAAUCAUAUCGUGAACCCUGAAUGAAUGGUAGUUAUUUUAUUGCUUUGGCUUGCUUGCUGCUGCCACCCACCCGCCCCCGCUCCUCCGACCGUCGGUCUUCCAAGAGUGGCAUUUGUGUGUGAAAUUGCAUUACUUUUUGUGUGAACAAGUGCAUUUUGGUGAUAAAAAAGUGUACAGGUAGCAUUCAAGUAAAAAUUUCAUUUGCUGGUGUAAAUGUAGCAAUGUUUAGUUUAGGAUUAGUGUUUGAAAUUAGUGAAUGAUUAGAUCAGGGUGGUAUCCCGUAUUUUCUGUUUCAUUGUGCUGAACAGUAAUGGACAGGCUUCCCGCUAACAUUAUUGGAAUUUAAAACAUUCGGCCCACCAGGGAUGGACGAAGGUCUGCUGAACGACCUACUCGAGUGCUCUGUGUGUCUGGAGCGGCUGGACACCUCGUCCCGCGUCCUGCCCUGUCAGCACACCUUCUGUCUUAAAUGCUUAAAGGUGAUAGUCGAGUCGCAUAAGGAGCUACGAUGUCCCGAGUGUCGCAUCCUGGUGGAGGCGAAGGUGGAGGAAUUGCCUCCCAACGUUCUACUCAUGCGGAUCCUGGAGGGCAUGAAGAACUCCGCGCCCAGGAAGCCCAGCGGCUCGACUCAUAGGAAGGCGGGACAUCUCGCGAGUUUAACGCAGGGUGUUCAGGCGACUCGCACAGACUGCAAACAAUUGCCGCCGCACGCCAGAGCUAUGCACGACUAUAUCUCUAUGGAACCAGGGGACCUGUCGUUCAAGAAAGGCGAUACUGUAGUAUUGCAGAAGAAAUUGGACCCCUUCUGGUAUCAGGGAGAGUGUUCUGGGAGAACCGGCAUGUUUCCCAUCACCUAUGUUCAGAUUGUGGUACCACUGCCUAUACCCACAGCGUUGUGUAAAGCUCUGUAUGACUUCCGAAUGUCGGCGCCGGACGAGGAAGGCUGCCUCGCCUUCGAUAAAGGGGCAAUAAUUACGGUACACAGACGGGUCGACGAGAACUGGGCUGAAGGGAGACUUGACCAACGCGUGGGAAUAUUUCCCAUAGCGUUUGUGGAACUCAAUCAGGCCGCAAGACAGCUAAUGAACAGUGUUCCUCUUAAUCGACCCGUGCCACCUCUACCUGACCAUGCUCGUCCUUCACAUUCAGACCACAGGCAUCAUGUACAGGCCACGAAUCGCUACCAACCCACCAAUAUGUCGAUAUCCACCCCCAACACUGGACACAACAACUACCAUCACAACACAACCACAAUGUCUCAAUCCCAACCUCAACCCACUUGCGUACCGGUUGCUCGAGCGAUACUAACUUCCGAACCCCAUACAAAACUAGACCUUAUUCACUUAACCGCAGUGCACAAAGCCCAUGUAGGCCUUCAGAGCCUCAGAAUAGCGGACAAUUACGACCGCAGGGCGCCCAAAUACGAAUACAAUCCUAAAGUAGAAACCACUUACCAAAACGUACGCACUCACGAACAUUUUCCCGUGUCCGUAGCGAAUUUCAAUUCUACCGUCAGCUCAGACUCCAGUUCCAGUAUGAAUACUCCCGUAGGCGUCAGUUCCACAACCACACCGAAUACCAGUUCCAAUACUAGCACUUGCGAAAGCGCCGAACCUAGUUUGCCUAGUUCCCCUGACAAUAAUACCGAUCGAAACUCAACCGUAGUACAACAGAAUACGAAUCAAAACGGCGACGCAGAAGCGGAGACGAAUGAAAGAGAAUCGUCUCUCAAUACUUCGAUGGGAGUGUUGAGUUUGAAUGAAAGCUCGACAGCUACCAAUACUUCUUUGAACGUCAGCCUUCCACCGGCGGAAAGUCCAAAAUUGAAUGCUUCAAACGCUACAGUAUCUUCACAAAAUCAUAGUGAAACUGAACAAGGUGCAAGCAAUAAUGAGCCUAGACUGGAUGCCCCGUCUUCUUCGAAGAAUGUUGUUGUAAGACCUAGUGGACCCGAUUCUUUGUUGAACUUCGGUAUAGGCUUGCAAGCGGCAUUGUCGCCAUCGCAUAGCAAAGAUGCGAACUAUAUGGCGUCGAGAAACCAUAGAGAACACCAUAACAGGGAGAAGAGACACAGUCUGACGCCGUCCACGCAUCUGCAAAGUGGUCAUUCUACGCAAAACAGGCACUCUGCGGAGAUUCUAGCUACUAGUCUUUUGGACCACGUGUCAGAGAGAGAGCGCGAUAGGCCAGAGCGCGAGAGAGAGCGAGAGAGACGCAGGCGCCGCUCCAGGAGCAACGAGCGCCCUCUGCCGGCGGCUUAUGUCGCCCUCUACCCUUACAAGCCGCAGAAACCCGACGAGUUGGAGCUGAGGAAAGGAGCCGUGUACACAGUGACGGAGCGAUGUCGCGACGGCUGGUACAAAGGUUGCGGGGACCGGGAACCCCGAUGUGGGGUGUUCCCCGGGAACUAUGUGGCCCCAGCCCCCGCGUCUGCCCCGGCUCCGACCCGGAUCAAGCACGACAAGGCACCUUGUUCCCCGUCGCCAGCAUCAGUGAAACCGUCGUCUGCACAGAACUCAGCACCAGAUGCACCGCCUAGAGAGAACAGUCCACUAGCUACUAAUGCGCAACCAUUAACUUAUCCUUGGAGUAGUAUGUCUCAAACGCAACCGCAGCAAAGUACGCCGAGAUUGGAUAAGAAAGACAAAUCGAAAGUGGAAAAAUCAACAAUAUCGAGUGGGGUCAGUCUUAUGAAACGAUUGGCCGCCAUGAAGAAAUGCAAAUCACCGCCUCCCGCUUACAGUAUGGACAACCCAGUGUUUGAAGACGCUCCCGGUCCAUCAUUGGCACUUCACGGAAACCAACAUCAUCCUGUACACGUCAGGUCUGGUUCGUGUCCGUCGCAGCUGCUGCGGCUGCCGGGCAGCGAACGGGUGCGCCACAAGGAGAGACCUUCGGCCCUAGUCUUACAUGAUAAUAGAAGUACUGCAAGCGAAGGCCCUUGGCAGUCGCACCGCAAGUCGCAGUCGCUAGACGUGACUGCGGCGAGGAGAGAGAGACCACAUUCACAGACUGUUAAGGAGAGGUUCCGCUGCAUAGUUCCUUACCCGCCUAACUCCGAAUACGAAUUGGAACUCAAAGUGGACGAUAUAGUGGUAGUGUCACGUAAAAGAGGCGAUGGUUGGUACAAAGGCACUUUGCAGCGUACAGGCCGCACUGGUUUAUUCCCAGCAUCUUUCGUACAAAGCUGUCCGCACGAUUGACCCAGGCCUGGACCGAAUAGGUUCGCUACAUUAUUCUAGUGGUAACAACAGUAAUCUGAUAACAGUGACAGACUCGUAAAGUAAUAUGAUGGUUUAUUCCCUGCGUCGUUCGGCCAGAGCAGGCCGCACGACUGACCCAGGCCUGAGACGAAUAGGUUGCUACACUCUUCUAGUGGUAACAAUAAUGUAUCAGUGACCUGAUAACAGUAACAGAUUCGUGCAGUAAUAUGAUGGUAUAUUCCCUGCGUCGUUCGGUCAGAGCUGUCCGCACGACUGACCCAGGCCUGGGCCGACAAGGUUCGCUGCACUAUUCUGGUGGUAACAAUAAUGAAUCAGUAACCUGAUAAUAGUGACAGACUAGAGGCGUAUUGUGUACGGUGACACUAUGUGAUUCUCUAGACUACUAUUAUUGGAUAAUAUUAUGCUUAUUUGUCACUAUAUUGCGUUAAUUUACGACCCAUAUGAGUGUAAUGUUUACCGUUUUAUUUAUAUAGAAAUCCAAAUAUGUAUUGAGUAAAAUAGUUCGAGAGUUCACGCGAAAGUUCUAUAAGUAUGGUUAU
Messenger RNA from Chilo suppressalis (striped riceborer), 3819 nucleotides. Lineage: Eukaryota; Metazoa; Arthropoda; Insecta; Lepidoptera; Crambidae. The record is from the annotation of a GenBank genome assembly.